This is a messenger RNA of Gymnodraco acuticeps, 2572 nucleotides long. RefSeq names its product piggyBac transposable element-derived protein 5-like. The transcript is spliced from 7 exons. The record is from RefSeq and is a predicted model, not a curated record. NCBI's taxonomy places the organism in Eukaryota, Metazoa, Chordata, Actinopteri, Perciformes, Bathydraconidae. Gene Ontology annotation, molecular function: transposase activity. Gene Ontology annotation, cellular component: nucleus. Gene Ontology annotation, biological process: non-replicative DNA transposition. Bases 282 to 1892 code for a protein of 536 amino acids.
UGUUGCCCAGUGCGCAGCGCUUUAGGCAGAGCAAGGAGGCGGAAAUAUUUCAGUACCCUUGAAGCGAACAGCGCUCCCGGGAUCCGCACGCUUUCUGAACACCGGGCUCCUCAUCCAAGCCCGGCGAGCAGGCAGGACUAUAUUCAUACCGGGGUUAGGGGACGGUGCAGCGGUCACGGUAAAGCUCUUGCAACAUCGUGACAGUUGCACGCUGCUGUAGUGGAAGGGUGAGAGAAAGGGAGGAAGAGAGAGAGAGAAGGGGAGCAUCAAUACAGAGAGAGAUGGCGGAGUGCGGGCGGAAGGCGCUGUCUCUCCUGGAAGCGGCCCGCUCCCGGUACGAGAGCCUGCAGAUAUCCGAUGAUGUGUUCGGGGAGUCCGGGGAUGACAGCAGCGACAAUCCCUUCUACAGCACCUCCGGGGACUCCGACUCCGGGGACUAUAUUGCCGAGGUGGGUGAGGAGGACCAGCAGCAGCCGCAACACCACCACCACCACCACCAGAAACGGGGCGAUAAGGAGGGCAGUGGACACCGUGGGGGGUCCGGAGGGGGCGGCGGUCCCCCGGGCGCCCUGUCCCGUAGUCAGGCGGAGGAGGAAGGCUGGACGGAGACUCUGCAGGAUGUCACGGUGCCGCCUUUCAAAGAGACAUAUGGCCCUGCUCAGAAGAUGACGUCCAGCGCCACAGCCCUGGACUUCUUCCAGCUCUUCGUCCCAGAUAACUGCAUCCAGAACAUGGUCACCCAGACCAACAUGUAUGCCAAGAAGUUCCAGGAGCGCUUUGGCUCAGACGAGGGCUGGCGUCCCGUCACAACCCAGGAGAUGAAGGCUUUCCUGGGCUUCGUCACCUCCACCAGUGUGCAGCGCUGCGAGUCCGUGCUCAGCAUCUGGAGCUCGGGCUUCUUCAGCAACCAGAGCAUCGCCUUGAAGAUGAGCCAGGCGCGCUUUGAGAAGAUCCUCAAGUAUUUCCACAUUGUGGCUUUCCGGCCGUCACAGGGGAGCAACCAGGGCCUGUACAAGAUCCAGCCCUUCCUGGACUCGCUGCAGCAGUCCUUCAGCUGCACCUUCAGACCCUCACAGACACAGGUACUUCAUGAGCCGUUGAUAGACGAGGAUCCGGUGUUCAUCACCACCUGUACGGAACGAGAGCUGAGGAAGAGGAAGAAGAGGAAGUUCAGCCUCUGGGUUCGACAGUGUACCUCCACCGGAUUCAUCUGUCAGAUCUCAGUGCAUCUGAAGGAAGGCACAGACUGUCUGGCCACCUUGAAGAAUAAGCCUCAGCUCCACAGCCUGGUGGCCAAGCAGCUCUGCCAGAACAUCUCUGGCAAGAACACCAUCAUCUUCACAGGGCCGUCCAUCACCAGCCUCGGACUCUUCACCGAAUUCAGCAAACAAGAUAUCUACUGCUGUGGCCUGCUGAGCACCAGGAAGAGCGACUGCACAGGUCUACCACAGAACAUGUUGGUGUGCAGCUCCACGCCAGCACAGCGCGGCCAAUCACGAGUCAUGAUGAAGGGCAGCAUGUCGCUGAUCAGCUGGUACAACAAGGGACACUUCAGGUUCCUCACCAACGCUUAUCCCCCAACAAAACAAGGUAUCAUCAUUAAGAGGAAAAGUGGGGAGAUCACUUGUCCCCUGGCUGUUGAGGCCUUUGCUGCGCACCUCAGCUACAUCUGCAAAUAUGACGACAAGUACAGCAAGUACUUUAUCUUUCAUAAGCCUAACAAGACCUGGCAGCAGGUGUUCUGGUUGAGCAUCAGCAUCGCCAUCAACAACGCGUACAUCCUCUACAAGAUGUCCGACGCCUACACGGUUAAACGCUACAGCCGAGCGCAGUUUGGAGAGAGACUGGUCAGGGAGCUGCUGGAUUUAGACGACUGCUCUCCCACACAGUGAGGAGGAGGACGGCAGCAACAGAAACAUACACACACACACACACACACACAAACACACACUUACACUUCAUAACAGUUGUACAGACUCUGAAGUCUGUGUUUAUGUGAUAAUACUGAAGCAGUGCCAAGUCUAUGUCUCUCUUCUACUAGUUGUUUUCGGUGGUACUGUAAAUAUUCAUUAACACACAGCUGCACUGUACACAGAAUAAUGAGCCAUGGGACAUUACACAUAACUCAAUUGCAACUUUUAACCAAACAAAUGUACUAAGGAUGUGUCACCAGGAGCUAUUUCACAGGCAGAGAUGCAGACGGAAACAAUGAAGGAGCAAUUCAACCUUAAAUGAUGUCAGCUUCCAGUUUUUAAAGAGAGUGAAGGCUCAAACAUGAACUUGUCAGGCUAAAAGGCUUCAUGUAUCUCGAUGUAAACUCUGCAAAAAACACCUGUGAUCGUGAAACAAGAGCUUAGUAAACCAGGACUAUAGUGUGUUCACACGCUGCAUGCAUAAAGAAUCUGGAUUGUGAUGUUUCCUUGUUUGGUGUGAAAAUGAUUUCUGCUGGAAGUGUGUGUGUGUGUGUGUGUGUGUGUGUGUGUGUGUGUGUGUGUGUGUGUGUGUGUGUGUGUGUGUGUGUGUGUGUGUGUGUGUGUGUGUGUGUGUGUGUGUGUGUGUGUGUGUGUGUGUG